Messenger RNA from Heterocephalus glaber (naked mole-rat), 4452 nucleotides. It is a transcript of the gene Ift27, whose product is annotated as intraflagellar transport 27. The record is from RefSeq and is a predicted model, not a curated record. Gene Ontology annotation, molecular function: GTPase activity; GTP binding. Lineage: Eukaryota; Metazoa; Chordata; Mammalia; Rodentia; Bathyergidae.
CUUGAAAGAAGAGACUACUGAUCCCGCCCCCUUCUUCUACUGGGACUCUGAGAGUCUUCGGGGGUGGGAGCUACUGACAGCAGCCAAUCGAGGCCCAGCAAGGAUAAGGAGGCGGGGCAGUGGCCGAUGGUUGCCAGGCUAGCAUAUUUGGCUGGGUGCUUGGGACACUAAAGCAGUGGGUCUGUUUCUCCUAGACCCCACGGCCAGAGGGCUUGGGCUGAGGGGCUGGGCCGGGAGCGAGAACGGGAGCUGCGUCGCCCGCUUGCAUAUUUCCAGGCUGCUUCUAGGGCCUCGACCCUGUUCCAUCUGGAGCCCUCCCUCUCCCCGCCUUCCCUAGCGCCCGACAUUCAACCCCGGCCGAGACAGGAGGUCCAGGCUCGGGGUGGAAUCGCAUCCCCACCACAGCCGCAGGCCCUGGGGAUCACCCUUCCCCACUUCACUGACCCAGGCCGGACAGAGCCGUGAAGUUCACCCACCAGCCCCUCUAGCAGUCGCUUCCCUCCCCUGUCGGUGUAGUGGUUGGUUACCAUGGUGAAGCUGGCAGCCAAAUGCAUCCUGGCAGGAGACCCAGCCGUGGGCAAGACCGCCCUGGCGCAGAUCUUCCGCAGCGACGGGGCCCACUUCCAGAAGAACUACACCCUGACAGCGGGGGUGGAUUUGGUCGUGAAGACAGUGCCAGUCCCUGACACAGGCGACAGUGUGGAGCUCUUCAUUUUUGACUCGGCUGGCAAGGAGCUGUUUUCUGAAAUGCUGGAUAAAUUGUGGGAGAGCCCCAACGUCCUAUGUCUCGUCUAUGACGUGACCAGUGAGCAGUCCUUCAGCAACUGUGGCAAGUGGCUGGAGAAGGCUCAGGCACAGAUUCCAGGCACCUCCCUCCCAGGUGUUUUAGUGGGAAAUAAGACAGACCUGGCCAGCAGACGAGCAGUGGAUUCAGCGCAGGCCCGGUCAUGGGCACUGGACCAAGGCCUCGAGUGCUUUGAGACAUCCGUGACUGCUCCAGCUACAGGUGGAAGCUACCGCUGUUGAAUCGCUGUAUGACAUGAGCUUCCAGAGUCCCUGGCGUGGCCUGCUUCCUGAGGAAGGCAUAGGCACUCUGACCUCGACAGCAAGGAGUCGGGCUAGCUGUGCCACCCUGGCUUGUUACUUAAACCAUGAGACCCUCGGGCUCCUCGCCUGUAAGUGGGAAUGAUAAAAUACGCCCCUCCUUGAGUACUAAGUGUGAGAAUUAAGUAGGAUGGUGGAAUGCAACACCUAGCACAAAGUCUAGCGCAGAGUAAACACUCCGCAAAUGUUAGCUUUUAAAGUAUGAAUGUUCCCCCAGUAUCUUGUUUUACUGUUAUUACUUGCUAAACCCUUGAAACCGUAGCUUAUACACAGAUGAAUGUCACCCUUGCCUCUGGUCCAAUUAUCGCAAGUGUUAAAUUAAUGAAGUUCAAAUUACAGAGCCUGUGCUGGGCCGUGCGGGGGCUCCUGACCUCCACGCAGCAGCCUUUGAGCAAAGCCACAUGCUGUGUCACCCACAGGACGCAAGACCGCGCCGUCCCCUCUUCCUCCGUUCACAUUCAUGACAUUGUCCCAUAUUUCUCAGAACUCAAAAAUUGAAACGUGUUCCAACACAUCAGCCACCAAAGGCCCCGGGCCGUGUGUUUCAGCGGCAUUCAGGUGUUAAGGCGGGCGGGUAUAAAUUACGCUUGGAGAGGCUGCAGCGAGGCACUCGGUAGUAACUGUGCAAGUUAACUAGUCCCCCCUGAGUUGAUGCUAACAGAAGCUCCACUGGCAGCUCGGGUAAGAAAGCUGUAAUUAAAAAGGAAAUAUAACCAAAUGCUGUUGGGGAGGCAGCCAAGCCUUGACGCCAAGCCAGGCUCUUCUCUUCCUAAGCACAGCAGCAAUCCUCUGGCUGACCCCGAAACAUGACCUACAGGGCUCUUUGACUUUCUAAGGCUCCUCAGUGUUUGAAAUUUUCAGGCCAAAAAGUAAAAAUAAAAGGGUUUCUAUAACCAGAAGUUAUAAUAAAUAAGUGACAGCAAAAAACCCAUUGCUCCUCCCUGGAAGACAAUAGUACUAUGGACAAGUUCAAGGAUGUUCUGUUGGAGUGGCUGCCCUUGCAGUAGCCAGGAGUAGGGAAUAACAUGUUGAAGGCCUACUGUGUGCUGGGCAUUGGGCACAUUAUCCACUUAGGCUUCACAGCAGACCCACAAGACAGCUGCUCCUACCUCUGUUGUACACUCGAGAAACAGAUCAGGAAGGUUGUGUAGCUUUCACCAGUUGCGCAGCUAAGGAGUAGACCCAGGACCAGGACCCAGGCCUGUCCAGCUGGAAUCCUCCGGCCUCCUGGAAGGGCCCCUCACUCUGACCUCUCACGGAGCACACUGUGGUACUCUUGGGGACAAUGCUAAGCCACACUGAGAAUGAGUCUGAACCUACUCCAAGGACCCUGCGUUUAAGCAGACCUACUCUAUCAGUGUCCAAACUGCGUGAGCAAGAUUAUGAUUAGUCAUUUGACAAAAGGAUUCCUGUCGCUGACAUUUGGAAAAUGGUUCGAUUUCCUUCUAUUUUGGGAGCAUGCCAUGGUGUCUGUUGAGGCUCGCUGGCGGUACUGCCUUCCCUGCUUCCUGUGCUGGGUUCUCCAAAGAUGGUGCUUCGGAGAGCUUUCAGAUUAAUUUAUAAAUCCUCAUGCACAGCUAUGCAGGCCACCUUCUCUUUGCAUUCAGGACUUAACUGUGCCAGGAAAGGAUGGACUGUUUUGCGGGUUGACACUAAUGCUGCCUGGCAGGAGGUGCUCCGCACACCCAGAGGUGACACUCUGUUGCGUCCAUCUGGAGGUGACAGCUUCCAGGGCUGUGGCAGUUGUGAGCUAAGCACAGGUGCUCAUCUUGGCUACAGACUGCCCACCCCAGCACACUCCUAGCACUGCCACCUGUUUCCUCGCUUGGGGUAUCCUUUGCUACAAAGUCCAGGUAGCUUUCUCCAUGCCCCGGUCCCCUCUGUGCACCACUGGCCGCAUGGUAGAAGGGCUUCUUCUCAAACCAAGGAUCUGGAGCCACUCCGCCCCGGGCCCCAGUCCGCUCAUCUGGAAAAUGGAGUCAUCGUGCAUGACGACUUUGGUGUCAUUCUUCACACUGAGAUCCACCCAUUCCGUUAGGGACACUUCACUGCUUCUUAUCAAGGCUGUACUUUUGCCAGCUGCCAAAGAGCUUUCUGAAACAGAUUCUUGUACGUUCACAGUUUUGGCUGCUAUCUGCUAUAGAGUGGGUUCUUUCUUCUGCCAGCUUGUUUCUUACAAAAUAAAAACACAGAUGCACACACAGAGCAAGAAAACAGUGAUGGGAAAGGCGAGGAGGAGCACUGUGCCAUGUGCCCACGUGGAGGUCUGUCAUUUCCCACCUGUUAGCCUCCCUUUAGGGCAGCGGUGGCGAACCUAUGGCACAUGUGCCACAGCAAGCUGUUUGUAUCCUUGGAGGCUCUAAAAAGGUUCACCAUCACUGCUCUAGGGCAAGUUCUUUAACUUUUCUGAUCCCUGUCACACAAGAGAAAUGUCCUUUGGAUCCUUUAGUCAUGAAAAUACUUAUUCUUGUCAAGCACAGUGGCACACACCUGUAAUCCCAGCUACUCUGGAGACUAAGCCAGGAAGACUGCAAGUUGGAGGCCAGCCGGGGCAAUUUAGCAAGACCUUGUCUCAAAAAAUAAAAGGAUAGGGAUAUUUUUCAGUGAUAGAGUGCCCCUGGGUUCAGUCCCCAGUAUUACAAAAGAAAAACCACCUUGUUCCAGCAAUUACAGUACCUUGGGCUGUCGUGAGAACUCCUGGCUUGAUGGGAAGUCACAGGGGAGGGAGAGGCAGCAGUGAACAAUGCAGGGUGUUUGUUGGGGGCUCUGUGGGUGCUGCAGACCUAUGACCAUCCUGGAGGUCCAGCAGAGCCCCUUGCAGGUCGAAAGGAGCCAGCUGUGACUGCGUCGCACUGGUCCUCCCUCAGGAGGUGGAGUUGGCGCCACUUGGCAUUGGAGGCGAUGUGGGUGUCCCACUGGCCGGGCCAUCAGAACAGCCAGCCGAGUGUCACCCAGAUUCUUCCCAGGUCUGGGUCUGGCCUGGGAUUCCUGGGCCCCUUGACUGGAGGUCAGGACGAGGCACCCUCCCUGGGGAGAUGCAGGGCCUGUGUUCUCCAGAAGCUCCUUCCAGUUCCUCUGUCCCUUCAGCCCUGCUCUUCCUUUGAGGCUCUUCUUUCUGGCACAGGGCAGGGCUCUGUCUGCUAUUUGCAUUGACCCACGGGCCUCAUUUCCAUGUCCAGCCAGCGUGGCUGAAAGGAUGGGCUCUGAAGAAACAAACCUCGGCCAAGCCCCAGCUCCAGCAUCUACACCGGAUGUGGCUGUCUGCAGGGACUGUUGGGGAGCCCCUGGGGGAGGCAAUCCUGGGAGGAGUGCCGGCUCCGUGGGUCAGAAAAGUAACGCGGCCGCCUC